Pseudogymnoascus destructans is the source of this 972-nucleotide messenger RNA. RefSeq lists its product as uncharacterized. NCBI's taxonomy places the organism in Eukaryota, Fungi, Ascomycota, Leotiomycetes, Thelebolales, Thelebolaceae. The transcript has 2 exons. Bases 1 to 972 code for a protein of 323 amino acids. The record is from RefSeq and is a predicted model, not a curated record.
AUGUCCGGCCGCGGAGAUUCUGGAGGUCGUGCGUACUCUGGGGGAUGGGGUAGACUCAAGCCAGUCACCCUUGAUCCCUUAGAAGCAGUUGGCCUGCCUUCAAAAGGCGACAAUAGGCUGCUCAACUUCAAGACUCAAGAGAACUAUUAUACCAAGAUUGUGGAUCGUUAUAUGAGCUUCUGUUCGGAUGCAGGGCGAAGUGAUGAACUCCUCCGUCGCAUGUCGCAGCUGUCACUUCAACCUGGUGGGGCCACGCAGAAGCCACCCGCCAAACCCCUUAAAGGGCUUGCAUCGUCCAUCUACGCCACACCCGAUACCAAGUCAACCAAUGCUCUAUCACAGCUUUCUUCUGUACUCAAAAAACCUGUUGAAUAUGAUUCCUCCAAAGACUUGUCCGUAUUGACAAUGUCGAUGCGCAAACUUCGCGAGGGUAUCGUGGCCUCGAAGCGCAUUGAUGAGUUCUCAACGCAGGCUUAUAUUUUUUGCAUUCGCCUCUCUAUUUUGAUUAAGCACAUGGAAUCCUAUCAUCCGGCCCUUCUUCAUCUUCUUCACAGGAUGCACACAGUACGACCCCUGUCGCGCCUCGAUUUACAAGAGUUCGCUGGCUACCUUGUCCUCGACCUUGCAUGUCGGCAGCAGGACCUGGCCCAGGCGCAUGUGGUGCGCAUUCGAUAUGGGGUAAAGGAUACAAAGAUAUUGACCGUCCUGCAUGCGCUGGCGCACGAUAAUUACUACGUCUUCUGGCAGGUCAAGAGGACCGUCGAUGGUCACAAAGCCAAGUUGAUGGAAUUUGCCGAAGAGGCUAUUAGGUUACACGCCUUGAAGUGCCUCGGGAGGAGCUAUUUUACAGUGUCCCUCAAGUUCCUCGAGCAGGUGACAGGAUCGACGUGGGAUGCGCUUGUCAAAGAAAACAGAGUGGGGUGGGAGCUGAAAGGCGGGGAAGUCAUUAUUCGGAAACCAAAGACACGCUGA